GCGGCGAGCCCUAUGAGCGGCACGCGGUGCCCUGUCGUGUCGUGUCGCGAGUGCAAAGUGAAGUGCUGUGCGUGGUGGAGUGCGUCGCCUUUCUGGAUACCACUGCCGCGGCGCACCGCGAGGACGACGGCGGAGGACGCAGCGCGCUGACCAUGGGCCUCUGAGUCGCCGCGUCGCCGCGUCGCCGCCGCCAACAUGAGGCUCCUCGCCCUGGUGUGGGGCGCCGCCCUGGCCUCCAGUGUGGGGGCGUUCAUCGUCCCGGACCAGCUGGUGUCGCUGCUCACCGUCGUCUACUCCGUCAUCCCGCCCAUCAAGAAAGGCACCGACUCCCGCGUGGGCUUCGGCUACCGGUUCGGCCCGUUCGCCGACGUGCAGGUGCUGCUGGAGCUGGGCCCGCAGACGGAGACGCGGCCCAUCAUCGGGGACACGGACGCCCCCAACGGCGGCAAGCGGCAGGCCGACCCCGCCAAGCGUGGGUCCCCCACGGACGACAUCCAGGCCCUGGACCAGGAGGCCAACAAGCUGGGCAACGCCCGGUCGGCGAGGUCCGGGCCCGCCCCGGCCGCGUUUGCUGCCGCCCCCGCGCCGCCACCGCCGCCACCGCCGAGCCAGUCGGACUGGCUGUCCCGGUGGCGGUCCAGCGUCAACACGGCCUCCGCCUCCGCCGCCGUGCCCGUCCGGGUGCCGGCGCCCCCGCAGCCCAGGCGCGUCGUGGCCGACGGCCGGCCGCGGCCCGUGAGGGCGCCCGCCGCCGUCGCCGUCCCCGCCUUCGCCGCCCCCGCGGCCCCGCAGCGGACCUCAGCGGAAGCGCGCUGGGAGGCCAUGCAGAGGCUGCGGAGCCUGCACUGGGCCGGCCAGCAAGGCUGAUGCGUGCUGCGGCGUCAUCCUCCGGACGUCCCGCUGCGUGAUGCCUGCGGUCACCGACGUGGACGUCCUCUCGAACUAUUUGUCUGACGGACCUCCCUGGAAGACCUUGAAGACUGUGGUCUGGUUCUAGUUUGAAGUGCCGGGCGCGUUGGGUGGCUCCACGCGUCCCCUCCUCUGUGAAUAGUCUGUGUUAUGGAAUAAAGCGUGGUUAACCAGAGUGAGCCAACAGGCAACGCA
Molecule: messenger RNA, 1104 nt
Organism: Thrips palmi
Lineage: Eukaryota; Metazoa; Arthropoda; Insecta; Thysanoptera; Thripidae
Product: myc-associated zinc finger protein-like
Exons: 4
Coding region: 196-867 (223 amino acids)
Source: RefSeq, a predicted model, not a curated record